Messenger RNA from Myzus persicae (green peach aphid), 3189 nucleotides. RefSeq lists its product as uncharacterized. The transcript has 2 exons. NCBI's taxonomy places the organism in Eukaryota, Metazoa, Arthropoda, Insecta, Hemiptera, Aphididae. The record is from RefSeq and is a predicted model, not a curated record. The coding region runs from base 1017 to 2891 and encodes 624 amino acids.
UAUUCAAUCGAUUAACCUUGAUUGCUGUGAAAAAAUAGUUCGGUCGAUAAAAUGACCUAUUCUAACUUGAAAUAGAUUCAUCAACUCGCUGAAGUAGCUGCAAAUUUGUGUCGGCUGGUCCAGUGCAAUACCACUUAAUUACUCAGCAGGUUUAUUGUAUCAUUCGUAUUUUAAGGGCAACUAAUAUUGCUACUCCGUUUUCAAGCGUUUUGUUUUGCUUUGCGAUGAUUUAAAAUACAAACAUAGUCACUAAUUACUAUAAAACGAGAUGUGUUAUUACGCCGUUGACUUACAUAAUCUUCUUAGAUGUUUUUUUCAGUUUAUAAUUUAUAUAGGUAUUUGUAUAGGAUUAUUUUAUCCAGAUAGUAUGCCUAUCUCAAAGGACGACCACGAGAUAGGAAUGGAAAUAAAUUACAUGGCUUAUCAAUGUUAUCAAAAUGUAAUGAAUGACACUUCGUAGAUGACAUUUUUGCGAUGAAUAAAUGACAGUUCCAUUAAUAUUGAAAAAUUAUAUUUUAUUGAUUUAUCGUUUUGACCGGUUUUGUGGUGUAAGUCAUUACAGCAGUAAGCGUUUUAUCCGUUAAAGGUUCACAUACUAUGAUAUGACAGGCAAAAAAAAUGUCGAAAUACAUCUGAAAUAGAAUUAAAGCACGUACAGAAUACGAGUGAAAGUCCAAGUAUAUCAAAUAUGACUCACAGUGCGACAGUCGUCGAGUUCAGAGUUUCCUUACCUUAGUAACAAACUAUUUCCUCUCCUACGAUAACCCUGACAACAAUUUUAAGUGUGAAAUAUAAUAAAAUAUGUAUAUUGUUAUGAUAGUAAUAAGCAAGUGGAACUUAUUUAUGUUUUCGUCUGUCUCUCAAUGUCCCUCUCUGUUUUGCUCCAUUAAAAUAAUAUCGUAUUAGGUAUACGUCAUUUUCGCUUUAGAGAUAUAGCGGACCGCUUACGGGUAAGCCGAUGCGGCGGUGGGUUAGCAUCAAUCGGACGAGACGUGACGACCAAGACGACAUCAGCGAUGCUGAGACUCGCUAGUGCGGUUAUAUGCGUGUUGGCGCAGUUGUGGAUCGGACGGGCCGGUGCCAUCCCUAAUCGGACGCCUCCCAUCAAGUGGUUGAUCAACACUGGAAAUAUGGCAGGCCGAUGGCCCCCACCGUCGUGGACCGGAAGUAACAGCUGCAACAAUAACACCGCGACGCCAAACGCUAUCAGCCGGAUGCAAAUGAUCCGCGGCGGCACGGCGGCGGUGCUGGUCAUGCCCACCGGAGACGGUGGCCGAAGGUGUUGCAGUGACGGCGCCCUGCCGCAGUUCUCCCUGGGCCUGGUGGACCUCAAGCACGGAUUCAACAACCUGUAUCCGGCCGUGCAGCCAUUUCCGAAUUGGCAGUCGUUCGUGGACGAGGACCCGCCACCAGUAACGGAACCACCCUUAAUGGAUGAGCAGGACCGGAACGCCACCGAACCGGACGAACAGCUCACUUCUGAAGAAAUCCCCACCGACGGCCACAACGAUGAAAAAAACAGCGGCCGCCGGCGCAUCAUCAACGCCGUGGACGCGUUCCUUGACGAUCGAGGACGAAUCCUCUGGGUCCUGGACUCCGGGCAGGCCGGUGAAGAUGCCUGUAACGGAAUCAUGCCGUUCAGUUGUGAUAAAUCCGGGUCAGAGCCUUCGGAGAUAGACGAUCAGCUGCUGAAACCAAAGUUCGUCGCUAUCGACGUGUAUACAAACCAGAUCAUCGACGUUGUAAGUCUGUCACGCGUUUGGCGUCCCGGAGUGAGCUGUUUCCAGUACAUAGUGUCCGUGUACCUGGAUGCCGAAGAAGAAGAUAACAACAGUGGUUCAGUAGACGGUGAGACCACUUGUGGAAGUACCAAAACAUGCACUUUAGACUGGCCACUGGUGGUAAUCGGGGACGCCGGAACUAACCGUGUGCUGGUGUACACACACAGCAACGACAGGUUUGCCGAGAUAAUAUUGCCACUGGAAGAAGAACACGAUGCGCUGCACGACGCCGACAUCGACGGUAUAGGUGACGAGGCAAAGGACAGCGAAUAUAGGCGCUCCCGAUGGCCAACUCCUCCGACCAGGGACAUGCUCUACUUGGCCCCGCUGACCAUCAGGCCGGGCCAGGUCAGGCUGUUGAUCACUUACCACGGUUGCCGCGAAGUAUACAAACUCCGGUUGGAACCGUCCACUUCUGAUCUACCGUCUUACGACGACGGUCCCGAGACCCGCGAUACGACCCUAGCGCCGUUGUCCCCGAUCAUCGGCACACUGGCAGUUCUUGGGCGGAAGCCGUGCCGGAUGGUCGUACUGGGCACGGACCGUCGGCGGACGGACGUCGUCGGCGAGAGUUUCGCGGACGGCGGGACUACCGUGUACUUCCGAUUGGAAAACACCAACGAUAUAUGGUCGUGGAAGGUAUUCAGCGGGAAGAAGAAGCUGACCGGAUCGCACUUGUACAUCGACGAACGUGACUUCCGGUUGGUCAGGCUGGGCCGGACGUGUCGCAUCCCUGUCGCGAUUUCGAUCGCACCGGCGACCGUCGGGAACGGAUGCGCAGACGACGUGGACCAGAAUUCUGGGGCCGCCGAGAAGACAGCCUCGGGAAAACAGAUACGACAAAUCGUGUGGAUGUUAGAGACGAACUUCGUCGAUCACUUCGCGGCCACUGCGGACAGGAUGGGAGCUAACGCCAAGCUGCAACCCCUCGAAGUGCCACUGCAGAACGACGGGAAUGCCGCCCGAGCGUUGAGUUUUGACGCUGCGAUGCAAAAUUUUCCUCUGCGAAGUCAGCCAGCCAAUAGAGACUUCCGGAUGCAGCGAAACUCAGUUUUCCGUCAACGACGGUCACAGACGUCUAAACGUUGUAGAAGCAACACCGGAAGAUGACCAAUCAAACGGAUCUUGUAUGGUGGUUUUUCUUUCCCUAAAAAGUACUUGCAGGUAUACCAUGCUAAAUCCGCAGGUGGGCGGACAACGAAAUCGAUGCGAGCUGUCAGUUCACAGACAUUAAGUAGUUGCAUUUUCAUAAUGAGGUUAUAUCGUCUGUAAAUUGAUUUAAUAUUAUUAUUUUGAUAUCAGCUGACCACAGCGGUACACGUUUAAGACUCGAUUUAUUUUACGAACCUACACAUCAACUUACUUUCAUUGAAAACAGUACUGUACGAAAAAUACCAAGUCACCAUUG